AUGGAGUUAGCCAUGGCCGCCGCCUACACCUCGUGCCUGGGCCUGCCCCCCGCCGCGCACCCGUACGACGACGCAUCCGUGGCCUGCGCCCUCGGCCAGCUCUACUCCACCAAGGAUCCGUUCGCCCUGCCGGUCAGCUGCCUCCUCCCGCCCCCCGAGCUGCCGCCGGCCUUCGGGUUGCCCGUCGGCGGCCUCGCCCCCGUCUGCUGCUGCGCCAAAGCCGCGGGGCCCCCCGCGUUCCCGCCCUUUCCGUGGGCGCACGCGCCCUCGCCGCCAGCGCCGCCGCGCUGCGCCAUCACGGAGAUCGACGAGUCCCGGGAGGUGGAGUCGGAGGACAACCUCUCCCCUCGCUCUGUCCUCACGCCCUGGAGGAGGCCGACGCCCGCCUCGCCGCUGUCUCCGCCUCCGCCUCUUGUGGUCGGGGGCAAACGGGCCUUCGACCCAAGCAGCGAGAAGACUUCUCUGAUGAUCUGCAAUAUCCCCAACGGAUUCGUGAAGCGGAGGUUCAUGGCGAUUCUGGACCAGCAUUGCGUCCAGGAGAACGAUAAUCCUGAAUGGCGUGUCGUUGGCGGUGGCAAGUUCGUGAGGUCGGAGUAUGACUUCCUCUACAUCCCAAUAGACUUCAGGACGAAGUACAACAAAGGCUAUGCGUUCGUCAACAUGACAACGGCGAUCGCUGCACGGCGGCUCCACGCGUUUCUCCACGGGCACCGCUGGGCCCUGGCAGGCUCUCGGAAGGUGUGUGAGGUCGUGCAUGCGGACAUCCAGGGGGUGGAUGCUUUGUCAGCGCACUUCUCCUGCUCCAAGUUCCCCUGCGGUAACAAGGAAUUCCUGCCGGUGCGCUUCGGCCCGCCACGGGAUGGCCUCCGGCCGAGGGUGGAGCGUGUGAUUGGCCGCACGCUGGUCCACCGCCCCACUGAUCAAUCCGCCCGCCCCAUGCCGCAUGCUGCACAAAGAGGAGGCAAAUCGAAACCUGCUGCAGUGGGGAACAAAACUGUUUGA
Messenger RNA from Triticum turgidum subsp. durum (durum wheat), 1002 nucleotides. The record is from the annotation of a GenBank genome assembly. Lineage: Eukaryota; Viridiplantae; Streptophyta; Magnoliopsida; Poales; Poaceae.